Diutina rugosa is the source of this 405-nucleotide messenger RNA. RefSeq lists its product as uncharacterized. The record is from RefSeq and is a predicted model, not a curated record. The transcript has a single exon. The coding region runs from base 1 to 405 and encodes 134 amino acids. NCBI's taxonomy places the organism in Eukaryota, Fungi, Ascomycota, Pichiomycetes, Serinales, Debaryomycetaceae.
AUGGCCGCUGCUGAAUCAACCCCGCCCCUCGGCGACCCCCAGCUGCCCCCACCCGCCGCUGGCGAUGGCGCCGCUCGUGACGGCUCGCCCCACCUCAAGUCGGACGCAGUGGAGAUGGACAAGAGCAAGGUCGACUUCACCAAGGACGGCGCCUACAAGUUCUACCCGGAUAACCCCGAAAACCAUCGCCACAAGUACCGGUGGCUGACGAAGGAGCCAAGCAAGUUCUACGACCCCUGUGAGCAGUCUCGCCAGGCACUGUUGGACUGCAUCUUGCGCAACCAGGACGACCGCUUGGUGUGCCAGGACUUCUUCGACGCCUACCGCGAGUGCCGCAAGGACUUUCUGAAGAAGAAACGCCAGGACCGGCGGGACGGCGUCCGCGGGUGGAACCCGUGGCGGUGA